Trichobilharzia szidati is the source of this 1624-nucleotide messenger RNA. NCBI's taxonomy places the organism in Eukaryota, Metazoa, Platyhelminthes, Trematoda, Strigeidida, Schistosomatidae. The record is from the annotation of a GenBank genome assembly.
CUAUGGUGUUGAAGAAGUGAUUUUAUCCGUCAUCUAUCUAAGAUCCUAUUCAAGUAGAGACUUUCAUGACAAGGUUUCUAGAGAGUCUCUUUUUGAAAAUUUACAGUAUGAAGCUGUUAUAGAAGAAAACACUUCAAAAGAGUCAACCAGUCCGAAUGAUGAAAUAAAUGAAGUAAACAAUAAUAAUAAUGGCAGCAAACAUGAUGUAACUGAUAAGGAGGGUUUAACUGUAUUUUUUGAAGUUAGACCUGGUACUGCUCUCCCUGGAUUACACUAUAUGCCUACUCCUAAAGGAUAUAUUCAUUUCGGAAAGUCUGACACAGAACGACAAAUUACUGUUAAACUGAAUACAAACAUAACAGAAGAAUAUACACGAGAACAAGUGGAAUUUUAUGUCGUUUUAAAUGUAGAUUCUGAUAAGAAACUGGAGACAAUAGCAAAAGCAAAUACUCAUUUUUCAGUUGCAUCACCAAGUGAUUUGGGUAAUCCUUCUGUGGCUCGAGUUCUAUUAGUUCCUGAAGAAGCAAUCAGUCAUUUUGAAUUACAAUCAAGCCAUUACUAUCCAAAUCCUAAAACACCUAUAAUAAGUGUUGUGAUAAUACGACAAAGAAACUGUGAAAUUAAAGAAACUAUACAUGUUGUCACAAGAGAUGGCAAUGCAAAAGGUUGGAAAGGAGAUCAAUGUCAAUCUGGAGAUUAUGAAGCCAUUGAUGAGAAUGUUUUAUUCAGUAUUGGUGAAAAGAGAAAAGCAAUUGAGAUUAAAAUAAAACCAGACAGAGAGAGUCAGAAGUACUUUUUCGUAGAACUUCAUGAUUCAGAGGAUAAAACAAAAAUUGGUAAUCAUACAGAAGCUAUAUGUUUCAUUAGACCAAUUGAAAUUAUCGAAGGAAAUGAAGGAGAUAAUGAUUCAGAAAUUGGAUGGACGGAACAGUUUCGUAUGGCUGUUUGUUUACUUCCAAACUAUAAUGAAAAUGGAGAUCAAAUACCGUCGACAGUUGCUCAAUACAUGGUGCAUGCUGUUACCUUUGUUUGGAAAUUAAUUUGUGCAUUCCUCCCUCCUAGAAAAUAUUUAGGUGCCUACCCAACGUUCAUUACAUCAUUAAUAUUAAUUGGACUACAGACUGCAUUAGUUGAAGAGUUGUCUAAUUUAUUGGGUUGUACAGCAGGAAUUAAAACUGCUGUUACUGGUAUCAGUUUGGUUGCAUUAGGUACAUCAUUACCUGAUGUAUUUGUCAGUAGGACCGCUGCUAUCUGUGAUAAAAAUGCUGACAACAGUAUUGGAAAUAUUACAGGUUCCAAUAGUGUUAAUGUAUUUUUAGGUGUUGGACUGCCAUGGUUAAUUAGUGCAAUAAAUGCAAAAGUCAAAGGGAAACAAUUUUGUAUUUCAUCGGAAAAUAUUUUAGAAGCAAUAUCUUUCUACUUAAUAUGUGCUUUUUUAUGUUUAGGAAUGCUGAUAAUUCGUAGAAAGAUUUAUGAUGGGGAAUUAGGUGGGCCAAUGUGUUCAAAACUGAUAUCAGGAAUUUCGUUAAUACUUUUAUGGAUUACAUAUGUCGUAUUACUGUCACUGGAAUCCUAUAAUGUAAUAAAUUGGGAUUUAGUUAGAAAACAAUCAACUUGUCUUUAA